Messenger RNA from Enhydra lutris kenyoni (northern sea otter), 2450 nucleotides. RefSeq names its product ring finger protein 11. The record is from RefSeq and is a predicted model, not a curated record. The transcript has 3 exons. Bases 259 to 723 code for a protein of 154 amino acids. Lineage: Eukaryota; Metazoa; Chordata; Mammalia; Carnivora; Mustelidae.
CCAUUGCCGCCUCGCAAGAGGCAACGGCCGCGACCCCAACAGAGCCCGCGGCCCAGCCUUGAGCCCCCAAGUCCGGGGGCUGGCAUGAGUGGCCCUUCGGCGGCACCGGGGGGCGGGGGAAACGCCGCCGCCUGAGCCCCGGCCUGCUGUCCGACCCCACCUCGCUGACCGAGGCUGACCGAGGCUGACCGCGGAGCGUGCGAACGACCCCGCCACUGCUUUCUUCUUCCCGCAGAUCACACAUUCUAGCCCCGGAAGAUGGGGAACUGCCUCAAAUCCCCCACUUCGGAUGACAUCUCCCUGCUUCACGAGUCUCAGUCCGACCGGGCUAGUUUUGGCGAAGGGACGGAGCCGGAUCAGGAGCCGCCGCCGCCAUAUCAGGAACAAGUUCCAGUUCCGGUCUAUCAUCCAACACCUAGCCAGACUCGCCUAGCAACUCAGCUGACUGAAGAGGAACAAAUUAGGAUAGCUCAAAGAAUAGGCCUUAUACAACAUCUGCCUAAAGGAGUUUAUGACCCUGGAAGGGAUGGAUCAGAAAAAAAGAUCCGAGAGUGUGUUAUCUGUAUGAUGGACUUUGUUUAUGGGGACCCGAUUCGAUUUCUGCCGUGCAUGCACAUCUAUCACCUGGACUGUAUAGAUGACUGGUUGAUGAGAUCCUUCACGUGCCCCUCUUGCAUGGAGCCGGUUGAUGCAGCACUGCUUUCGUCCUACGAGACUAAUUGAGCCAGGGUCUCUGGUCUGACUUCAAGUGAACCAUCAUAUUUGGUGGUUUUGAUCUUUUGUCACUGAGCCCAAAGAGCCAGGGAUUAGGAAUUAAGAUCAUGCACAAAAGUUUCCUAAAAAUUCCCGAAUGGCUGCAGAUGUUGGGGGAAAAAAAUACGUGAUAUUUUAGAAAUUUAGGGGGAAAAGUAGGAUGGUAUUUUUAUGUAAAGCCUUGACCCAGUGUUUAAAAAUAUAAUUGUAUUUAGAUCUUGUUAUGCUCCAGUACAUAGGAAUUGUGUAAAGUGUUACAGCAGCUGUAUAUGUUUCAAUUGUGUGUGUUGAAGAUUAGGAAAAAGAUAGUGGUUGUUUUUCCUAAAUGAAAUAACUCUCUUUUUCCCCCCACCCAAAUUAUUUUCUGAAGUUGCUGGCAUUUGGGUCAAGGUUUUAUUAAAAGCUACAUUUUAUAACACUGGCACAAAAAAAGUAGUUUUAAGCUUGUUUGCACAGUUCUUUUUUUCCAUUGGAAAUGGAAUUCAUUGCCUUAGGUCUUUUUAAAUAGUGUAUUAUCGUUGGGGCUGGCUGUAUGCUUGAAAACCAGUUUAUUUAUAACCUGUUGUAAGUGCUAUAUCUGUUUGCAGUUAGGAAAUGCAGAAUUCAAAGUGAUCUCCUAGCUUGUAAGCAAACUGAGAUGCACUAUCCCUUUUCUAUAAAAACUGAGUUAACGUCAAGAAACCAACUCUAGUAAAGUGGGGUUUAGUAUUACCCUUUCCUAUGUGUUUUAUCUAAUUAUUUUGAUUGUUAAUAUGGUAAUUAAAAGUCAAGGUAAAUUUUAAAUAUUAAGAUUUCUGAUUUAUUGAGCUCGAAGUAUGCCACCAUGCUUAUGUAAAAUGAAAGUGGCACCAUGGUGAAACUGAGAAAAGUUGCUCAGUUGUAAUAGUUUUGAUUUAUUCUUGUGACCUCCUUCCCUUACUGUCUUGAACCAUAGCAAAAGGAUACUGCAUCUCUUAUUGUAGUGCUGAGGUUAUUGAAGUUACAUAAAACACAUCUCAGUCUCUGUUUCUUAGAAAGGAAAGUCCUGCUGGCUGACUGACAAGUAAGCAGGGAGAAUUAAGAUAAACGUAUUUCAUGUUUUGCACACAAAUGCAGAAUUUGUAUAACCACAUGACUUCACAGUUGUGAUCUCGAAGAGGGAAUUUCUCCUUUUUCUUGCAGUUAAUGUAAGAGCACUCUAAAUCUCUAAGCUUCUGAAGUGUUAGAGGUAGAGAUGGUCUAGUAACGAUGUAGUUUGUAAUGUUUUAUCCAUUUAGCAUGUGUUUAUUUUUCCUUAUGUACUCAAAGGUGACUUAUUUGUUCAGCUCAGUGAUAUUACAACUAAGAAUCAUUCAGUAGCAAAAGGAGAAGCAAUCUCAAUCUAACAAAUCAGAAAUGUUUCUUAUUUUAUAUUGAGUUGAAUAUUUGACUCUAACACUUUUCUACAUACAAAACACGAGUAUCUUGAGGGUUCUUCAUAAUUGCAUUUUAGAGGAAUUAAGUAUGCCAUAAGUACUUCUUAAAGAUUUGACAUUAGAAUGUAGUAUCCAUAUGUUGGUUAAUUUUCUUAUGAGCCCCAUGACGGAAAGACUUAAAGAUGAAUUUGAGAAAAUUGAAAAUUAGAUUAUCAGGUUCUGUUAAAUUGUUACAUGUAUCUUGCUUAAGUUUUUGUUAAUUUAUAUCCACCCAAUUACAUAAAGCAAAUUUGGAGGAAAACC